AUGGCGCCAUUACAGGAACAACAAAUCAUUAACAAGCUCCAAUCCAAUUGGAUCUGGAUUCCCGACUGGGUCGACUCCUCCAAACAAAACACUGCCGCACGUAUCGUCACAUUCAGCCGCAAGUUUACUCUCGCCUCGCGACCGGCUCGAGCGCUCCUCCAUUUCUCGGCCGACACGCGGUACAAGCUCGUUAUCAACGGCACUCGAGUAGCUGUUGGGCCAGCGAGAGGUAGUCCGUUGAUAUGGUAUUAUGACUCGCUCGAUAUUGCUCCGCACCUCAAACAAGGCGAUAAUGAGAUUCACUUUGUAGUGAUUCGCUACUUUGCAGCUUCGCGUGGUGGAAUGCCUUUCGAGAGGACUUCAUUCCCGGGAUUGACUAUUAUUGGUGAUGUUGAGUUGGAUGGGGAGUUUAUAAGUCUUGACUGUCGGGAAGGCUGGUUGGCUCAAGAGGAUAACUCGAUCCUGUUCCCAAUGGGAAGACCGGACGAUGUCUUCCUUCAUAUUAACGAACACAUCGUACCUACCCCUCCUAAAGACAAAAUCACACCUGUGCCAUACAACAUCAAGACACUCAACGGAGAGCUUCCGCCAUGGCGUCUUCGAUCUCGCGUGAUCCCCAAACCGGAGCAAACACCUGCUAGUGUCAAGAUCAUUAGAAAGAAUGUCGGAAGCUUGGACUCUGAUGACUGGGUUGCAUGUCUCUCAGGCCAGCGUCCUCUCACUCUGGCAGCUGGGUCCUCACACAUGCUCGAGGUCCAAGCGGAUGUGCAUUCAACGGCAUUUCUGCGCUGGACGUUCAAGGCGGCUCAAAAGAGCCAGAUCCGAAUGAAGAUCACUUACAGCGAGGGCUAUGAGAAUGAACCGCGCUCUUAUCCAUUCUUCAGGUCUAAGUCUGACAGGCUGGAUGCGACUAAUGGUCAUAUCAUCGGUCCUUACGAUGACAUAACCCUUGACCUGCCAGCGUCGCAGACUAUAGUUUACGAACCAUUUUGGUUUAGAACAUUCCGUGUUAUGCGGUGGGAGAUCACAGCUGGAUCCGAAGCUGUUGAACUGUCCUCUUUCGAAGCUACGCAGGUCAAUUAUCCUCUUGCUAUCAAAGCCAGCUGGGACGAGCCAGGAGACAAGGACGCUAAACAGAUAUGGGAUGUGUCCAUCAGAACUAUGAGAAAUUGCAUGUUUGACGGGUACUCAGACUGCCCCUUCUACGAACAACUCCAGUACUCCGGUGAUUCUCGCUCCGUCGGCUUAUUUCACUAUCUUCUCUCUGGAGAUGACAGACUGAUGAGACAGACAAUCACCAACUUUGCUGCAUCCGUGACACCCGAGGGCUUAACACAGUCUCGCUUCCCCUCACACGUACCGCAGAUCAUCGCUGGUUUCUCGCUAUACUGGGUCCUCCAGAUCUGCGAUCAUCACCUCUACUUCGGCGACACGGCAUAUACACGGUCAUUCCUCCCACGAAUCGAUGGUGUCUUUGAGUUCUUCGAGUCUCAUAUCGAUGAACUGGGUCUUGUUAGUGGGUUUCCUGAAGAUGUUUGGCAAUAUGUCGACUGGGUCACUUCUUGGGGCGCAACCGAUACGCACCCAGACAAAGGGGUUCCAACAUCAGGGCGAGAGUCGAAUAGGCAUACAUACUUCAGUAUGCUUUAUGCCUAUGUCUUGAAGCAGGCUGCUCGUCUGGUCCGAGAUGUCGGUCGACCUGGCUACGCGGAAGAGUACGAAUCUCGCGCGGCAUCUGUAAUCAAGGCGGUCCGCACUCAUUGCUUCGAUGGGAAGUUCUUCACGGAUUCUACGGCUGACAUCGCGGGUGAGGGGGCUUACUCCCAGCAUUGCCAAGUAUUUGCCGUCCUCAGUGGCGUCGCAACCCCCGAAGAACGACCACGUCUUCUAAAGGAGUCAUUCUCUGAUCCAGCCUUCUCCAAAUGUUCCUAUGUCAUGAUUUUCUAUGCUCUGCGGGCGUUCGCUCUCGGAGGAGACGAAGUCUACGAGUCAGCAUGGGGAAGUGUUUGGGGCCCUUGGCGAAAGAUGUUGGCCAAUAACCUCACAACCUGGGAAGAGGAUGACGUGCGGCAGCGGUCAGACUGUCAUGCAUGGGGUAGUGUUCCUAUCUACGAGUAUUGCACCGAGCUGGCUGGUCUGCAUGUCAUAGCACCAGGGUCAAGCAAAGUCUUAUUUUCGCCAAGACUGAAUUUGAGUCGAGCGUUGAAGGCGACAGUAGCGCUUGGUUCGAGCAACACUGCUACAGUGUCGUGGAGUGUUGAGGAUGAUGGCCGAAAGAAGGUCGAGUUACGGCUCGAGUCGCCAGUUUGUGUUGUUAGUAAGUUGCCAGGCGGGGAGGAAAGGAACUGCGGUGUGAUUGAUCACCUUACAUUGAGUUUCUAG
Molecule: messenger RNA, 2382 nt
Organism: Fusarium fujikuroi IMI 58289
Lineage: Eukaryota; Fungi; Ascomycota; Sordariomycetes; Hypocreales; Nectriaceae
Product: related to rhamnosidase B
Exons: 4
Coding region: 1-2382 (793 amino acids)
Biological process (GO): carbohydrate metabolic process
Source: RefSeq, a predicted model, not a curated record